AUGAAGGACGGCCACCCAGAGCCCGUGUACGACCUUACCGGGCACUGCUCGGUCGUAUACGAUAAGACGCUUUACGCCUACUCCUCCGCCGGAUUCCAGUCGCUGGCACUGCAAGAGGGGGCGAAAUGGCAAAAGCUGCCCAUGGACAUAUCGUUGACGGGAGCACAGUGUGUGAAGACGUCGGACAGACUCUACGUUGUUGGCGGGUCUGUCAAUGAAACUGCUGCAGACUGGGACUACCCUGGAUUGAUGCACUACACCUUCUCGACCAAGAAAUGGGACUGGCAACGAUCGGAAAGCUGGAACACGCAAAACCGACAAAACCACGGCGCCGCCUAUCUCGCUGGAUCGGACAAGAUCCUCGUCUACUCAGGCUCUCAAAAGACUGGAGAUUUGGGCGCUUCGCCUGAAACAUUCUUGUUCUCCACACAAGAGCCAUUCGCUGUCCAGAGUUUUCCUUCCAAUGGAGUGCCACCUUCUGUAAGACCCAUGCUCAUGGCCUGGGAUACGACUUCUGCCUUGAUGAUUGGAGGCGGCUCUACAAACUCGGCUGCCUGGACCUUCAGCGAAGAAAAGGGUUGGGAGAACCUGGGCGUCUCACUAGACUCCGGCAUUGUGAAUCAGGAUUCGGUCCAAUGCACCGUGGUCAUUGGAACCGAUGGAAGCAAGGUUUUGCAGAAGUUCGACAUGGGUGUAGCACCGAACAAGGUGGAGCGCAUCGUCCUUUUAGGCGAAGGCGGAAUUGUUGCUAAGACUGGCACAACGGUUGGCAACAAGGCGAAGCGAAACACGAUUGCCGACUGGCCAGCUUACAACGCGACCGCCGCUCCCAAGUCCACGCGUUCAAGCUUUUCCCUGGCCCAAGGCGAUGAUGGAAUGACCGUUGCCCUGGGAGGGAACGCGCAAGACCCGCUUUGUCUCUUCAACGCCAAGGAAAACGCGUGGGUUAACGCAACGACCUUCUUCGGCGGACAGCAAGUCUUGAUUGCAUCAGAGACAUCUUCCAUCUCGAGCAGCACCCCAACGGCAACAGCCUCAUCAACAGCAUCUCCCAGCGCUACUGCCACAGACUCACCUGCGGUAGCUGCCACACCACCGAGCAACAAGUCCAAGAUGUUGACUGUUCUUGGCGCAACAUUGGGUACCAUCUUCGGUAUUGCCGCUGUUCUCAUCCUCAUCUUGUUUUGCCUGAAGUACAGGAAGAACAAGGUCAAGAAGGCCCAACAGACUGGAUACGUAGAACGUGAAAAAGAUCGUCUCAGUUUUGCCGACCGUGGCGCAGACUUCAUGAAGGAGGCUGGCGGAUCGGUAGCAACCUACAACCUCCCACAGCAUAACGAUUCUACUACAUCGCUGGCCAUCAUCCAGGGUCAAGGAGGCAACAGUCACAAGAAAAAUACGGCAAGCGAUGCUAGCACAGCAGGCCUUGUCAAGAAGCCCAGCCCGCUUGCAUAUUCGCAAGAGCCGUACGAGCUAUCCAAGUUUGACCUAAAGCCUGAGCCCGUAGAAGAGAGGAUGAUACGACAGAACUCUGGACGAAACCCUCCUGCGAACAAAGCCGACGGCCGAAGCAGAAGCUCUGGCUGGAGUCGAUACUUCGCGAACAACGAAGCCACCAAUCUCGCCAUGCCUGCCGACAACCGCUCUACCUUUGCUUCUGAUCGCACUAGCAUGAUGAGUCAAUCACAGUAUACCAACUCACGGAUGCCCAGCCAACAUCCUUCGACAUAUGUUCCCCCACUUGAGAUUCCCAAAUUCGAUGGUCAGCGUCUCAGUAGGGUAGCCAGUGGAAGCCCAACGCUUGGAAGCAUCCAGAGCCAACCAAUGCCCCAUCAGCCCAUGCAAGCCGAGCUUGAUCGUGCCAACUCGAACAGUAGCUCCAGAUCCGGCCUUAGCCACAACGAUGAGCACUACUUCCGCAACCCUGUCGAAAGCUGGACACCUGUUGGUGAUGACGGUCGACCACCUAGCAGUGCAUACACGGAAAGUGUGGUCAUUGAGCCAAACAACAACAACAACAAGUUUGACGGCACCAGCUCGUACUAUCCUGACGACGGCAACUCUUUCUACCCAAAAAGUAAUUUCAGCUCAUUUUACCCUGGCCAAGGCGGAAGCUCACUCGACGUACCUGAUGCUCGGGGCAGUACAUUCACCAUGUUUCCCUCGGGACAAGCACCGAGUGCGCCGGUUGAUGAGAUGCCCAAGAGCAGGUUCAGCUCCAUGUAUCCUGUACCGCCUCGCAUAGGCCUGACACCACAAGACCGCGAGAGCACAGUUACUGUCUUCCCUGGCCCACAUCAACCUCAGUCGGCACAGAUUGAAAACAUGCCGAGCCCGACAUUUCACUCGUUCCACCCCGGUGUUCCACGCAUAGGCCAUGAAAGUACUGUCACGAUGUUCCCAGGAGGCCCACCAGGCGGACCCAAUCCUCCCAACAACAAGGAAGGUGACAACAUGUCGUGGCUGAAUUUGGGCACAAGCAAAUAA
This is a messenger RNA of Ascochyta rabiei, 2487 nucleotides long. RefSeq lists its product as uncharacterized. Lineage: Eukaryota; Fungi; Ascomycota; Dothideomycetes; Pleosporales; Didymellaceae. Bases 1 to 2487 code for a protein of 828 amino acids. The record is from RefSeq and is a predicted model, not a curated record. The transcript has a single exon. Gene Ontology annotation, molecular function: protein binding.